AUGCACUCAGAUGCUGCAGGAUACCGCGAAUGGAGCGAGUAUGCCAUCACAGACAAGGAUUUCAAAUAUCCUAUUUCCGCACGCAGACUUUGCAUCAAUGCGAACACCUAUACGGAAGAUCAUGGCACUUUGGGAGAAGACAUUGUACCAGCUCGCAAGAUCGCAGAUCGAAACUACUCUCAACGCGACGCUCUCUAUCGAAUUGAAGCUGCGCAGACGAGAGAAAUGAUGGAAUGGCUGGCUUUUCUCAUGAAGAAGAAACUACAAUCAGUACAUAAUGGCAAGAACGUAAAAACCAUGUAUUUUGGUGUUGAGCGCGUUGGCCGAGUCGACUUCAGUAUUGACGGAAACGUCAUAGAGACGGUGGACGUGCAUCAGGGCGAAGAAUGA
Pyrenophora tritici-repentis Pt-1C-BFP is the source of this 390-nucleotide messenger RNA. Lineage: Eukaryota; Fungi; Ascomycota; Dothideomycetes; Pleosporales; Pleosporaceae. The record is from RefSeq and is a predicted model, not a curated record.